This is a messenger RNA of Penicillium waksmanii, 1329 nucleotides long. It is a transcript of the gene png1, whose product is annotated as peptide-N4-(N-acetyl-beta-glucosaminyl)asparagine amidase. Gene Ontology annotation, molecular function: peptide-N4-(N-acetyl-beta-glucosaminyl)asparagine amidase activity. Gene Ontology annotation, biological process: glycoprotein catabolic process; protein deglycosylation; protein quality control for misfolded or incompletely synthesized proteins. Gene Ontology annotation, cellular component: nucleus; cytosol. Bases 1 to 1329 code for a protein of 442 amino acids. Lineage: Eukaryota; Fungi; Ascomycota; Eurotiomycetes; Eurotiales; Aspergillaceae. The record is from RefSeq and is a predicted model, not a curated record. The transcript has 2 exons.
AUGGCGGACGGCAAACCCCAGCACCGGUCGCCUCAGCCGGCCUCGACCAACAACUACGACGCCAACUCACUCACAUAUCAGUUCGAACAGCUGAUGCGCACCAAGCGCUUUAACCAGCUCCAAGAGAAUGCUCGAUCACGAUCCGCCUCGCAGUCGCCCGCUCCUUCCGCCAACAACUAUCCCAUCCCGCCACCCUCACGAGCUCCUCCACCACCGCCUCCUUCCACGGGCGCAGCCGUGCCCGCAGCCACACAGCCAUCGUCUCCAUCUCCAUCAGCUGCGAUGCGCACUCUUCCGAUCAUUCCAUCCCCGCCUCAGGAUCCCGCCUCUUUGAAAUUCUUCAACCUGCUGAAGGGCCUUUCGGUAACCCCUACGAAAUACGAGAACCCCGGUCUCCUCGACGAGGCCCUGUGUGUCAUCCCUCUCGAUCGCCUUUACUCCGAAGCCGAGGAUGAGUUCCAAAUCAUUCAGGCCCAAGCAGCCAGCGUGGGCGGAAAACCCGAAUGGGGAUACCAAGAUUGUAUGGUUCAAGCGAUCUUUCUUCAAAUUCGUCAACAACCCCCCAUGCACGCAAUGCUGCAUGCCCACCAUCGCCCAAGGCAUGACUCCCCCUUCCCCGACGAGACCGCCCGUGGCGCCACCCGCGUUGAACUCUAUCGUUGUUCCGAACCCCGAUGCGGCGCCUACGAGCGAUUCCCCCGUUACUCCGACGUCUGGCAACUCCUUCAGACCCGCCGUGGCCGAGCAGGCGAGUGGGCCAACUGCUUCAGCAUGUUCUGCCGCGCGGUCGGUGCUCGUGUUCGUUGGGUCUGGAAUGCAGAGGACCAUGUCUGGACAGAGGUGUACUCUGAACACCAACGACGAUGGGUGCAUGUGGAUGCUUGCGAGGAGGCAUUCGAUAACCCCCGUCUCUACGCCGAAGGAUGGCGCCGAAAGAUCUCCUACUGUGUCGCCUUCGGGAUUGAUGGUGCCACCGACGUGACCCGCCGCUACGUUCGCAACUUCAACAAGCACGGCGAACCUCGUCAACGUGCAUCAGAGGAGGUCGUUCUGUGGUCCAUCCACGAAAUUCGACGUAAACGCCGCGAAAACAUGUCCAAGACCGACCAGGCUCGCCUCGUCAAGGAGGACGAGCGCGAAGAAAGAGAGCUGCGAGGCUACACUGCCUCCGCCCUCGCGGCCGAGAUCAACAACAUCCUCCCACGGAGCCUUGUUGGUCGCCCCGAUGCCCAGAAGCACGCCGAUGCUAUCCAGGAGGCACAGAGUGAGUGGCUCAGUGCUCGAGGACACGGUCACUCUGGACCUGACCGGUCGCGCGAUGGACGGUAA